Molecule: messenger RNA, 486 nt
Organism: Nylanderia fulva
Lineage: Eukaryota; Metazoa; Arthropoda; Insecta; Hymenoptera; Formicidae
Source: RefSeq, a predicted model, not a curated record
AUGAAGAAAGUACCGAGCAAACGAAUCUUCACAAGACUGCCACGUUCACAGCUACCGCAGAAACCUUAUGGAUUCUGUUGCGAAGAGAAACUUCAAGAUCCUGAGAAACGCUACAAUAUGCGAAAUUCGCCCUACGUGUCAUCCUUGACGAACGUGAUCCUGGAUAGUGGUGGACCCGGAGUAAAAUUCCGUAUUCAGGACACCGGUCGACCACCGUAUCCAAUUCAACGCAGAAUUCUUGAAGCCAAGGGCAUAGCAUAUUUAGGACGUUGCAAGCGUUGUCGAGGUCCUCUGCGAUGGUACUUGGAGGAUGAAAUUGCACUCGCGCACGAAUUCUUUACUAAAAAAAGACGAGAUAAUUACAAUGCGAAUGUAAAAAGAAAUCUAACGAUUGCCAAAAAAAAAGCAAGAGAACGUAAAAGACGCAUAAAAAGAAGAAAUUUACGGAACGUUAUUCCAGAAUUGAAAGUUACACAGAACAAUUAA